AUGGAGAUACUUUUCCCAAAAAAGGAAAGGACGCCCCUGGGAUUCUGUGAUGGCCUGGACAAGAUCUUUGUGGGCUUUGGGAACAAGGAUGAGAGAGGCUGUCAGCCGCCCAAAUACCACGCCAGCUACGCACCUUAUUAUCCUAUACACAAGGCCGCAAGCAUGGGAGACAUAGACACAGUGAAGAGCUUUGUCGAACGGGGAGCUUUCUCCAUGGAACAAAUAGAUUGGAAAUACAGGACUGCCCUGCAUUUUGCCUGUGUCUAUGGCCAUCCAGAGGUGGUGACAUUCCUGGUGGAGAGCAGCUGCGAGAUUAGUCCAAAGGAUAUUAAAGAUGCCACACCUCUAAUUAAGGCUGCACAGUGUAGACAAACGGAAUGCCUUGAUAUUCUACUGAAGCAUGGUGCUGACCCAAAUAUUAUGGACUGCCGUGACAACACCGCUCUGCACUAUGCUGUCUACAAUGGGGAUGUUGAAACAGCUGCUAAGCUGCUUGAAUACAAGGCAAACAUCGAAGCAAUAAACGAGAACAAGAUCACACCACUUUUGCUUGCUCUGAAACAGAACAAGGAGAAGAUGGCAGAGUUCUUAAUCAACAACGGGGCAAAUGCAAAAACAUGUGAUUUUCUGGGAAGAAGCACCCUCAUGUAUGCUGUAAGGUGUGGGUCAGAACUCAUCAUCAAGCUUCUUCUUCAAAGAGAUAUUGAUACCUUUAAGCAAGAUGCCUUUGGAUGGACAGCUAAACGUUAUGCUGUUGAAAGUAAAAGCAAAGUAUACUGUAUGAAGCAUUUGACACUUACCAAUUACCCUCUUUCAAAGCCUACCACGGAAGUGACAGAUUCUCUUCGAAGUGAAGGAGUGGAAAAGUCAGACAAAAAAACAUCAAAGCCAG
Messenger RNA from Cricetulus griseus (Chinese hamster), 892 nucleotides. The record is from RefSeq and is a predicted model, not a curated record. Lineage: Eukaryota; Metazoa; Chordata; Mammalia; Rodentia; Cricetidae.